AUGGGCCAGAAUAUCUGCGUGCUAUACUCGCAGCACAUCCCACCGCAAGGAGCAAUCCAUCCCAUGAGCGGCGCAGACCUCAAGCAGACCCUACAGCAGGGCGGCCGUAUUUUCGGCACCAUGAUAAGCAUCAACCGCAACCCCCGCUGGAUCCCUAUCCUCGAUGGCGUUGGCCUGGACUAUGUAAUCAUCGAUACCGAGCACAGUCCCCGCAGCCGCGGCGAGCUGGGCGACUACCUGACCAUGUUCAACACCAUCAGUGUCGUCCCCAUCGUGCGCAUCCCCAUACCCGACUCCCAUUACGUGACCAUGGCCAUCGACGCCGGCGCCCAGGGCAUCCUCGCCCCCUACUGCGAGACCGUCGACCAGGUCCGCGAGGUCGUUAAGGCUGCCAAGUUCCGCCCCCUCAAGGGCGCCGCCGCCGAGGAGGCCCUGGAAUCUGGCACCUUCCCCAGCGACGCUAGCCAGGAAUAUCUCGCCAACCGCAACCGCGACAACAUCUGCAUCAUCGGCAUCGAGAGCCAGGCCGCCGUAGAUAACCUCGACGCUAUCCUCGCCGUGCCCUACGUCGACGCCAUCUUCGUCGGUCCCAACGACAUGAGCAUCUCCCUCGGCGUGCCCGACGACUACGCUCAGGAAAUCUACAAGACCACCGUCAAGGGCAUCAUUGACAAGUGUGAAGCCAGGGGGCUGCCCACCUUGGUCCACCACCAGACCCCCGAACUUUCCGAAUACUGGAUCGAGCAGGGCGCCCGCUUCGUCCUCCACGGCACCGACCGACGCGCUCUAGCCGAAGGUUUCCGCACCGAGUUCACCCGCCUCCGAGGCAAGGCUGCGUCUGUAUAG
Geodia barretti is the source of this 846-nucleotide messenger RNA. The record is from the annotation of a GenBank genome assembly. NCBI's taxonomy places the organism in Eukaryota, Metazoa, Porifera, Demospongiae, Tetractinellida, Geodiidae.